This is a messenger RNA of Diversispora eburnea, 1194 nucleotides long. Lineage: Eukaryota; Fungi; Glomeromycota; Glomeromycetes; Diversisporales; Diversisporaceae. The record is from the annotation of a GenBank genome assembly.
AUGCUUGAUUUUCCUGAUUUCCCUGAUAAUAAUCGUAAUAAACAACCUCCUAAUAAACGGAUGAAAGUUGAGAAUGCCGAUAAUGUUGAAGAUUUAAAUGUCAUGUAUUGGACACUAUGGGAUUCCUAUGUUCGUAUGGACCUGUCCAUUAUGUGGACCCCUGCGACCAAUGCUUGGAAAGAGGGCCUUGCACGCCUACUAGGACUUACACUCAUUUCAAAUGGACUUGCUUCCUAUUUCCGUGCAACUAAUUUUGAUAAAUGGAAUCACAUUAAUUGCUUAGAAUAUUUAGCGAAAGUGUGCAGAAAUCUAGUAUCAGAUGACCGUACUGAGAUUAUAAAUCAAUACAAAGCUCAACUUCGUUCAAUAAGCUCAUAUCCAUGGACGCUUCAAAAAGCAAGGAACAAAGCUAAUAAGAUGGAAGAAUGUGCCGAAAAUUCAUUCAAGCGCAAAGAUACUUUAUCGUUUUUUGAACGACUAGAUAUACAGGCAUGUUUAAUUUGUAUAUAUAAUUUACAUGCCGCCGACACAGAUGCCACCUACAAUCUCGUAAACGGCACUAAUGAACUUGUAAAUGCGAAAGGGAACCUGUUUGAGUCAAAGUUGAAGGUCAGCACGUAUAAUAAGAUUAUCGAGUCAGUACCAGAUGAAAAUCCGAUGGCAAGUCCCACCGAAUUUGCUAAUAAAAGGAAACACAAUGAGAAAGAAGAUACAUUUAAGACACCACCACCCACAUCUCCGAAUAAAGACUCUCUUCUUAGUACUCCAAAUAAGCGUCAGAUGUACCUUAACGCCAUGGAGAAUUCAUUAAAGCAUACUAAAGUUACUGUCCAGAAGCCUUCAUUGUGGACGGAAUCUUUAAAAAUUUAUAUUGACAAUGUUUUGAAGAAAUCAGGGGAUGAGUUUAAAGCGGAGAUCAUGCGUAAAAUCGAGGGCGACGAAGACAACAGAAUUCGCCUUUACUGCGAAAAAGUUUUAAUGGACUUAAGAAUAGGUGAAAGAAAAUAUAUUGUACAAAAUAUUUCCUCAUUAUUUAAAUAUUAUGAAUCCACCUUUGGAAAUUUAUGUUUCAACUGGAUUGAGUCACAUUCGCCAGCAUCAAAAUUAACAAAAUCACAUACUAGUUCAGGUAUUGUCAAGGUGGAUGCGAGAGGUGUCCGGUUAUUUGAUGAUAAGGAAAUUUUUCAUGUAGAG